AUGCAACACGAAAACUGCACCCUCUCGACAAAUGUUGUUGUAGCAGCACUGGGUCUACUUGCAGUGGAAAUUUACUUCGAGGAUAUUGAAAGGAACUUGAUAGUGAAAAGUUUAAUUCUUUCGAAUGAUUCUCAAACUUCCCAAAUACUCACCCAGAAGACCAUCGUCGAUCUUCAAGUCCACCUCUUCAAUAUUACGAACUCUGAAGAAGUUGUUGGUUCAGAGGCGAAACCAAAAUUGCAGACAGUUGGGCCAUAUGUAUAUAGAAGAGAAACGAAAAAGGAGGAUAUUACCUACACGGACGAAUGUGAAUCUAAGAAAUGCCUGGAGUACUCCGAAUCUAGCCAAAUGUACUUCGAGGCGAACAAGUCAUCAGCAUUUCCUGAAAAUGAAACAAUAACCGUUCCAAAUAUAGUUAGAGUACUAAACGAUACGUUCGAUGGACCUUUCACCAUCAAUACUGGCGAAGGUGAUAUUACGAAACUCGGAGAGUUGGAAGCGUUUAAGGGAAUGACAUUAAAUGACAUUUGGGACACUGAUUACGCAAACAUGCUUAACGGAACAAGUAAGAAUAAAAAAGUUUCAUAA
This is a messenger RNA of Rodentolepis nana, 588 nucleotides long. NCBI's taxonomy places the organism in Eukaryota, Metazoa, Platyhelminthes, Cestoda, Cyclophyllidea, Hymenolepididae. The record is from the annotation of a GenBank genome assembly.